CCCAGCAGCAGCAGGCCGGCCGGCCGCCGCCGCCGCCUCGCGCUCCCGCCGCCCGGCCCGACAUGAGUGAGGCGGCUCGGGUGCCCUCGCCCUCCGCGCCGCCGGGGGAGGAGGCGGCCGCGCCUGAGGAGAAGAAAGGGAAGGAGCCGGAACGCGAGAAGCUGCCUCCCAUCGUGUCGGCCAGCGCUGGCGCGACUGCGGUUUUGGACAGAGGAUCUGAAGGCCAAAUUUCCACUUUCAGUACUUUUAUUUCAACUGUUAGCCAGAAGAAAGAAACUGCUGAAAACAGAAGUUCACCUACACAUCUUGUUUUCCCUAACAUCAAGAAUGUGAGAGACCUACCGCCAAUUUGCCUUGAUGUUAGACAGAAACAGCGUAUCUCCAUAGAUGCAUUAUCAUCGGAAAUGAGGGCCCCAGUCCUUCCAGAACCUAUCCUUCCUAUUCAGCCCAAAACUAUGAAAGACUUUCAGGAAGAUGUAGAAAAAGUUAAGUCAUCAGGAGAUUGGAAAGCAGUACAUGAUUUUUAUCUAACAACAUUUGAUUCUUUCCCAGAAUUAAAUGCUGCAUUUAAGAAAGAUGCCACCACCUCAUUUAAUACCAUUGAAGACUGUGGGAUUAAUGCUAAAUUUGUGAAUGCUGUGUAUGAUGCCUUACUUAAUACUCCUCCAGACAUUCAGAAAACAGUAUUAAAGGGAAUCAUUAACAGCCUGUUACGAGAAUGGAAAGGUCCACGAACAAAAGAUGAUCUUAGAGCAUAUUUUAUACUUUUACAGAAUCCUCAAUUUAAUAACACAUCUACGUAUGUCAUCUAUGCUCACUUGCUACGACAGAUAGCUACCUUAGUGGAAGCUGACCACCAUUUCUUAGUUCACUGGUUUAAAAAAUUAUCCCAGAAGAGGUUCAAACAAUUGGUAGAGAGAUUGCUGCAAUUUAUUUCUUUACGCCUAUUUCCUGCCAAGCCUGAAGAAUUUCCCCCUAUAACAAAGUGUUCCUGGUGGAUUCCAUCAGCAUCUAAAGUGUUGGCUUUACUUAAUACUGCAAACAAUUUGGUUCACCCUCCCCUUAUUCCUUAUACUGAUUUCUAUAAUUCUACAUUGGAUCACAUUGAUCUCAUGGAAGAAUAUCAUACAUGGCAGAGCUUUGGAAACUCUCACAGGUUUUCCUUCUGUCAGUACCCAUUCGUUAUUUCUAUAGCUGCAAAAAAAAUCAUUAUUCAAAGAGACUCAGAACAACAGAUGAUAAGCAUCGCAAGGCAAAGUCUGGUGGAUAAAGUAUCUCGAAGACAGAGACCGGACAUGAAUAUGUUAUUUCUAAAUAUGAAAGUAAGGAGGACACAUCUGGUUAGCGAUUCACUUGAUGAGUUAACCCGGAAAAGAGCAGAUUUGAAAAAGAAGUUGAAAGUUACAUUUGUAGGGGAAGCUGGCUUGGAUAUGGGUGGCUUGACCAAAGAAUGGUUCCUUCUUCUAAUUCGCCAAAUUUUUCAUCCAGAUUAUGGCAUGUUUGCAUAUCACAAGGAUUCACACUGCCAUUGGUUUAGCAGCUUUAAAUGUGAUAACUAUUCUGAAUUCCGAUUGGUUGGAAUUCUUAUGGGACUAGCUGUUUAUAACAGCAUCACCUUGGAUAUUCGUUUCCCUCCCUGCUGUUACAAGAAAUUGUUGAGUCCUCCCAUUAUUCCUAGUGAUCAGAAUAUACCAGUAGGCAUCUGCAGUGUUACCAUUGAUGACUUAUGUCAAAUUAUGCCUGAGUUGGCCCAUGGAUUAAGUGAACUCUUAUCAUACGAAGGCAAUGUUGAAGAAGAUUUCUAUUCAACAUUCCAGGUUUUUCAAGAAGAAUUUGGAAUAAUUAAGUCCUAUAAUUUAAAGCCAGGUGGUGAUAAAAUUCCAGUUACCAAUCAAAAUAGGAAAGAAUAUGUACAGCUUUAUACUGACUUCCUUCUCAACAAAUCCAUCUACAAGCAGUUUGCUGCAUUUUAUUAUGGAUUUCAUAGUGUGUGUGCUUCAAAUGCCCUAAUGCUGCUUCGUCCAGAAGAGGUUGAAAUUCUGGUCUGUGGAAGUCCUGAACUGGAUAUGCAUGCUCUGCAGAGAAGUACUCAGUAUGAUGGCUAUGCAAAAACGGACUUAACUAUACGAUACUUUUGGGAUGUUGUGCUUGGAUUUCCUCUUGAUCUUCAAAAGAAGUUGCUACAUUUUACUACAGGAAGUGACAGAGUACCUGUAGGAGGGAUGGCUGAUUUGAACUUUAAAAUCUCAAAGAAUGAAACUUCUACUAACUGGUUGCCUGUGGCCCAUACCUGCUUCAAUCAACUUUGCCUUCCCCCCUACAAGAGCAAAAAAGACCUGAAACAGAAAUUGAUUAUUGGAAUUUCAAAUUCAGAAGGUUUUGGACUCGAGUAACCUAGAAGACUUGAAAUAUAAUAUUUUAUAUGUAGCAUUCACUUCCCUCUUAUUGUGCCUUUAACCUGUUCAUGUUUCUGUCUCAAAACACUUUCAUAAAGCUCACCAAUUUUAAAACAGUUUUUUAAAAAAAAUCAAAUAUGAAGUAUGUUCAACAAAGGCAUGAUUUUCUAUAAACACGGACAUUGCUUGAGUGAGGAAAGCACUACAUGGCAGAGACAAGUGUGGGUCCAGUCCCUCUUUUUUAUAGCACUUUAUCAUUCUCCAUCAGUAGUUUGUCACAGGUGUUCCACUGGGAAAGUAAAGUGCAGAGAAGAAUGCAUUUAUGACAUAGUUGAAACCCAGUGGCAGACAGUGUGCUAUUAACACACAGUAGCAAAGCAAAUAGAUACAUUAUCUUUCACAUAAGGCAUGUAGCCAUAUUUUCAUAUAGAUGUAAACAACAGUAUAAUUGCAAAUGCAGUUUACAGGGUUUUUUGAUAUACUGGCUUUGGUCCUAUAAGAUUCUUUUCAACUGUUGCUGAAAAGCAUGUAAAUAACUACAUAAUAGCCUGAGAAUAAUGGAAUUUUGAUAGUGCCAUUUAUUGCUAAAGAUUUAUUUUUACAAAGUAAAUUCAGGGUUUUAGAUGUGUAUACAGCUUUUACAAAUCAAUAAAGAUGAUUGUACAAGAGUAUUUUCAGACUAAUUGGAUUCAAGGUUAUAUUCUUUUUAAGUAUUAUUGUUAGUCUGCAUGUACAUUGACAGUAAACUUGAGUACUCUGUAUUUGUAUAAUGAUCAUUUCUUCUUAAGGGUAAAGAUAUUAGAAAAGAAAUCAGAUCUUACUAAUCCUUAAAUUAAGUCAGUUACAAGCACAAAAGAAAAAAACUACUUUUAUAUAUAUUUUGAUUGAUGUACAAGACAUAUCUACAUUUUUUGAUCACCAGUUGUACUGAAACACUAAUUUUUGGAAAAGGUAGGAUAAAAGUAUUUGACAAAAGUGAGUACGAUAAUAACAUUUGUGUCAAAAUGAUGUAGCUUGGUGUAAAAAUAAAGUUCAACAUUUUGGCCAAAA
Molecule: messenger RNA, 3446 nt
Organism: Cynocephalus volans (Philippine flying lemur)
Lineage: Eukaryota; Metazoa; Chordata; Mammalia; Dermoptera; Cynocephalidae
Gene: HECTD2
Product: HECT domain E3 ubiquitin protein ligase 2
Exons: 21
Coding region: 63-2393 (776 amino acids)
Biological process (GO): ubiquitin-dependent protein catabolic process; protein polyubiquitination
Molecular function (GO): ubiquitin protein ligase activity
Source: RefSeq, a predicted model, not a curated record